Molecule: messenger RNA, 1841 nt
Organism: Triticum aestivum (bread wheat)
Lineage: Eukaryota; Viridiplantae; Streptophyta; Magnoliopsida; Poales; Poaceae
Exons: 2
Coding region: 111-1814 (567 amino acids)
Source: RefSeq, a predicted model, not a curated record
UCAGUGUGUGCCAGCGAGCCCAUCCAUAGAUUCAUCUCUCCUCCCUGCGUUAGGGUUCCACUCCCGUUCCUCCUCCGGCCGCCACCUCCGCAUCGACCUCCUCGGUUGCCAUGGUGAUGGAUGACAACCAACUCCGGGUGCUCCAGAUCCCUCCGCCUAUCCACCCCGACGAUCCGGAUUCUCCUCUCCCGGAGACCAUCCUCAUCGACUCGUUCGGCUACCUCAGCGACCGCACCAACGCCACCACCGCCAGGGGCCGCAGGAGCAGGACCAAGAAGAAGGGCAAGCGCAUCCUGGUCACCUUCUGGCCGGUUGCCCCGCCGCGCGUCUCCUGCUUCACCGUCCACUGCCCAGAUCUGAAGCCCGAUGUAUUCGCUGACAUCCCCAAGAUCUCCUAUACGGAGGACGACCUCGUCCUGCUCAGCAUCACCAUCUGCCCCGAGCGCCAGCACGUGUACGGCCAGAACAUCCGCUACUUCGUCUACCAGGCCGGCACCAAGAAGACGCCGCCGUCGGUCAAGCUCGUCCACUGUCCCGCCUACUUCAGGAUCUACGACCAAGAGGUUGCCUUACUGCACUGCCACCACCAAGAGAUGUUCUUCAUCGCCGUGCUCCGCUGGGCCUUCAUUGAUCGGGAUUACACCGACGGGCACUUUAAUCUCCACCUGUACAACUCCAAGACAAAGGCAUGGAACAUCAAGUUGAUGCUUCUUGAUUCGCCCAAGGAUUUUGAGUUCCGCUCUUUCAACAAGGGGAUCACCAUUGGAGGGGAGCUUGGUUCAGUGGGUUGGGUCGACCUUAGGCGGGGCAUUAUCAUCUGUGACCUUCUCCUUGACAACCACAGUCUUCGCUACAUCCCACUACCUUCGCCGCUGUCGCCCGAUCCAGUCAGGGGUUAUAUGUUGUAUGUUCGGAACAUCACUGUUCUCCAAGGUUACAUCAAGUAUUUUGAGAUGCACAGUAACGUCAGACCGGGCUCAGACACUGGAAGCUCCCUGAUAUGUGAAGGUUGGAUGGCUGCAACAAAAAAAAUAAAAAUUUCAAGCAUUGGCUCUACUUCUGGUAGUAGCAACUGGGAGGAGGACUGUACUAUCAGAUGCUCAGAUGAUGUACCAUUGGAUAGCCCUGUGUAUGCCCAAAUGCUACCUAAUCCGCAGGAGGGAGAUGAUGCCAAGCCAAGCCUGAAGAAAAUUCGUGUAGGCUAUCCUGCUCUUAGCUUGCAUGACGGUGAUGUUGUUUACCUUAUGCACAUGCCUGAUCCCCGUGGGGAUAAGGCCUGUGUGAUUGCUCUUGAUAUGAGGAACAAGGCUGUAAAAGGCGUGGCUAAUUUUGGCGGCUCUGGAAGACCCCUGGGUCCUUCUUACACCUACCUUCCGAGUGGGAUCUCCAAGCAUCUGGGCAUUUUCUCAUCAACCAGUGCGCCGCCUCCAUUGACCGCCGCGCCACUGGACCACUGCCGCCUGCUGGAACACCACCGCUGCCGCCGGACUUCUGUGCUGCCGUUGCUGGACAUCCGCGCCGCCGCCACCUGCCACCGCAGCCUUGACGAAAAGAUGCAAAUGAGAGAGAGGAAAAAAAAUGACCCACUGGCAGGCGUGGCCCAUUUGUUAGGGAGAGUAUUUCUGUGUGCCCUACUAGCAAUGGACUUGUAUAGGGCACUAGUAGUAUUUGUAGCCAGAAGAAUGUUCUCACCUUCUGUGAUGCGUAUGAUGUGUUGCAUUGCCAAUGGACUUGUAUUACUAAAAAUCUUAUGCAUUGUAUCGACUAUAUUUGUUGGCCGUGUGUGUCCACUAUGUUCUAUGCUAGCCAUGUGAGGUCUAUAUAUAGACUUGCUAAAAUAA